UGCAAUUCAAAUAACACGUAAUACCACAGCACAUUGCAUAAUAUCCAGCCAGCAAAUGUCUGUUUCCCCCUGUAAACUGUGAAAGCCCCUCCUGGUGCAACAGCGGAUCUGACCUUCACAUUAAUACAGAUUAACCGCACGCAGACUGCAUUAGAUGGCACAGGACCGUCUUUAAGGGUUCCGGUGGCAGUGCUGGGGAUUUGAACUUUUGAACUGCUUCUAGAAGUGUGCAUGGCUGCAUGUUGAGGUGCGCAACAUGCACGCGGAUGUCUCAUUUCUUCUGUGCGCGUGCUUUCUCUCCACCGGAGCGCUUCAGACCUGCAGCCAAGCCAGAUCCAAACGAGAAACCACCAGAAAAGAGAGAGAAGCUCGUAAACCUGGCAGCACCUUACUGAUGAGAAGUCCAGACGUUACAAAAGCUCCCUUCACAAAAUCAGAACAACUUCUCAAGUUAGAUGACCAUGACUUCACCAUGAGGCCUGGCUUCGGAGGUGCCGCGAUACCUGUGGGUGUUGAUGUUCAGCUUGAGAGCCUGGACACCAUCUCUGAAGUUGAUAUGGACUUCACCAUAACCCUGUACCUGAGACAUUACUGGAAGGACGAGCGACUGUCCUUUCCCAGCAACACCAACCAGAGCAUGACCUUCGAUAGCCGGCUGGUGAAGAAAAUUUGGGUACCCGACACAUUUUUUGUCCAUUCCAAACGAUCCUUCAUCCACGACACCACCACGGAGAACGUCAUGCUCCGAGUGCAACCCGACGGCAAAGUGCUCUACAGCCUGAGGGUCACGGUCACAGCGAUGUGCAAUAUGGAUCUCAGUCACUUUCCGCUGGACACCCAGACAUGUUCGCUGGAGAUCGAGAGCUAUGCUUACACUGAUGACGACCUCAUGCUGUACUGGAAGAGAGGAAACAAAUCUCUGCAGACGGAUGAGAAGAUCUCUCUUUCCCAGUUCCUCAUUCAGGAGUUUCACACCACCACAAAACUAGCUUUCUACAGCAGCACAGGUUGGUACAACCGUCUGUACAUCAACUUCACUCUGCGUCGCCAUAUCUUCUUCUUCCUGCUUCAGACGUACUUUCCCGCCACUCUGAUGGUCAUGCUGUCAUGGGUGUCCUUCUGGAUCGACCGACGAGCCGUUCCUGCCAGGGUUCCUCUCGGCAUUACGACGGUGCUCACCAUGUCCACCAUCAUCACUGGGGUGAACGCCUCCAUGCCCAGAGUGUCCUACAUCAAAGCCGUGGACAUUUACCUGUGGGUCAGCUUCGUCUUCGUCUUCCUCUCGGUGAUCGAGUACGCCGCUGUCAAUUACCUAUCCACGCUGCAGGAGCGCAAAAUACAAAGCAGCAGGCAUUUGCCGUGUUCAUGUGGAAUGACCCAUCCUGGUCAGAUGAUGAUGAGCAGCAGCUACAGUGACAUGGACAUGAUGACCACGGGAAACUACGGCAUGUCGGAGGUGAACAUGGACAAACAGGAGCAGUUCCUGGUUCAACUGGUCCUGAAUAAUGAGCAGGGAACUCAAAGACCUGAUGUCACCUCAAAAAGCAGUUUAUUAAUAGACACCCAUGCCAUAGACAAAUACUCGCGGGUCAUCUUCCCCGGAGCGUACUCGCUCUUCAACAUCAUAUACUGGUCCAUCUACCUGCAGUGACGGCUGCUGCUAUACCAGUCUCGGGAAUGCAAAUUAUCAAUCAAAAAAGUGUGAUCUUUUUAAUUAUGUUGCAACAUGUAAUACAUUUUUGCCUAUAUGUGGGCAGUUGCCAUUACCUGUCUUUAGAAGAAAAAAGUUAUUUUCUU
Pimephales promelas (fathead minnow) is the source of this 1797-nucleotide messenger RNA. It is a transcript of the gene gabrr1, whose product is annotated as gamma-aminobutyric acid type A receptor subunit rho1. Gene Ontology annotation, biological process: monoatomic ion transmembrane transport. NCBI's taxonomy places the organism in Eukaryota, Metazoa, Chordata, Actinopteri, Cypriniformes, Leuciscidae. Gene Ontology annotation, molecular function: transmembrane signaling receptor activity; extracellular ligand-gated monoatomic ion channel activity. Gene Ontology annotation, cellular component: membrane. The record is from RefSeq and is a predicted model, not a curated record.